This is a messenger RNA of Syngnathoides biaculeatus (alligator pipefish), 3071 nucleotides long. It is a transcript of the gene stradb, whose product is annotated as STE20 related adaptor beta. Gene Ontology annotation, biological process: protein phosphorylation. The coding region runs from base 233 to 1558 and encodes 441 amino acids. Gene Ontology annotation, molecular function: ATP binding; protein serine/threonine kinase activator activity; protein kinase activity. The record is from RefSeq and is a predicted model, not a curated record. NCBI's taxonomy places the organism in Eukaryota, Metazoa, Chordata, Actinopteri, Syngnathiformes, Syngnathidae. The transcript is spliced from 12 exons.
CACUACGCGACAGUCAUCUGUGUCAAAUUAAAAGUCUUGCACAAUAUACCCUCUUUCGUGCCUAUUCAACUCAUAUAAUUUGGUCAUGACAUGAGUGAUGUACUUUGAAAAUGUAUUAACAAAAGCAUUUCAUGCGCAUUUUUUUUGCAUAUGCGUCGAAGACCUACAGCUGAGACAAGCUCUCAGGUGGACGAAUGCCAAAACCUGAUUCAAAGAGUGCCUCAAAGACUUCAUGUCUUUCUUGGCUGUCUCACGUGUGCUUGCCUCCCCGCUCCUCCUUCUCCAGGACUGCUCCUGCAUCUCCCACACUCAGGUCCAGCCCAUGGACAUAGAGGAGUGCUAUGAGGACACCAGUCAGCAUCUGUUGGGCUCCCGGGGCACCCCUCGACACCCGCCAGUGGGAUGCGGCGACGACAUUGCGGCUUUGUCAGCAGACCCUGCCCAUUACCAGUUCCUCGUUGAGCUGGGGUGGGGGUUCAACAACCUGAGCCAGGUCCACAUGGCCCGCCACACUCCAACUGGCCAGCUGGUGGCGGUAAAACAAACUAACCUGGAUGAGUGCACAGAGGAGGAGCUGCUGCAGCUCUUGAAUGAGGUUUUCCUGUCCAGGCGGGUCCGUCACCCAAACCUGCUGACGUUCCGACUCGUCUUCAGCUCUUGCUGCCAGCUGUGGGUCCUCACGCCGCUCAUGGCCUACGGUUCUGCACACUUCCUAAUGAGGACAUACUUCCCUGAUGGUAUGAGCGAGUCCUUAAUAGCGUACUUGCUAUAUGGCGUGUUGCAGGCCUUGGAGUACCUGCACCGCAUGGGCUACGUUCACAGGGGUGUGAAAGCCAGUCACAUCCUGUUAUCAGAAGAGGGGCGUGUCUACCUGUCGGGACUCCACGGUGUUUACAGCAUGAUGCGUGAAGGGAAGAGGAUGAGGGCGGUGUUUGACAUGCCCCACCACAGCCCCGCCCUGGUGCCUUGGCUCAGCCCCGAACUACUGCAACAGGAUCUCCAUGGUUAUGGUGUGAAGUCUGAUAUCUACAGUUUGGGUAUUGCCGCCUGCGAGUUGGUGAGCGGCAGGGUACCUUUCCAGGAUAUGGCACCCACUCAGACUCUGCUCCUGAAGCUGCGAGGUUUGCACCGGUGCCUGCCGGACACCGCUCUCUUCCCGCUCAGUGAGAUGGGGGGGCUGAAAGCGUCCCGGUCCGGGGUGGACUCUGGCAUGGGGGAGAGCGCGGCCACCGGAAGCGCCAGUCACAGCACCACCGCCCCUCCGCCCGCCACAGAAGGACUUCGGAGUCCCGGACCUAAAAACCACUCGGCCACAUUGCACAAUUUGGUGCAACUGUGUCUGCAGCAGCAACCUGAGCGCAGACCAUCAGCCUCCACCCUCAUGACCCACGCUUUCUUCAAACAGGUGAAGAGGCAGAGCAGAGAUUCCUUCAUGAGCCUUGUUUACCCAGCGGUGCCACUCACCAGCUCCGAAGUGCCGCUUUUAUCCUGCCCCCCCACCCCUACCUGCCACACUCAAACUGCAGCCCCAGCUGAGGUGUCGUGGGAUUUCUCCUAAAAGACAACCAAUUCUAUAAUUUGUCAUCUGCUGUGUUAAAAGAACAGAAAAGUCUGAGCAAUGUUAAAAUGGACAUCUAUUACGUACUUCAUACAUACCUCUUGUGACAUGAACACGAAGAUUUAGUGCUUUUGUGGUGAAGGGGGUGUGGGAUGCUCUUUGUUACUCAAUAUUCGCACUAAAGCCUGCGGUGGACCUAAAAAGUCUACACACCCCUGUUCCAAUGCCAGCUUUUUGUGAUAUACAAAAAUAAUGAUACUAUGAGAAAUAAUUUCCAAACUUUUUAGACCAUUGAUGGGGCCUACUCAAUCGGAACAAAAAAAGGGUUGCAAAACUACACACAUCCGCUUAUAACGUGAUGUGGCUGUUUUUGGAAUCAACAAAUCACAUUCAAUUCAUGUUAAUUUGGAGAUGUGCUCCAUUAGAGAGUUCAACAGCAAAAGAAAAAAAAGAAAACCCCCGCAGGCGGACAGCACCUGCAGCUUUACCUAGUUUUAUAAUUGUGAGAGGCCAAAAUUUAAAUCACUAUUAAAAAUUGACUCAUUGUCAGUUUGUACGUUAAAAGUCAAAACAGUUUUGUCUGAAUUGUGAGCAGUGAUGAGUUAUUUGCGCCAAACAUGCUUUUUGGAAUUACUUGGUCAAAAUUUUGGUUUCAUCAGACCGGAUCACAUUUGUCCACGUGCUUGUGGGAUUUCAAAUGUGUAUUUGUAAACUAAUGAAGCCAAGAGUCAACCUUCUCGCCAUAAUUCCAAAAGGUCUGUUUGGUCCAAACACAGCGCUCCUUAUCAAAACCACUGCCCUGAAAUAGGCCGGUGGCAACGUCAUGUUUUGUGGCUGAUUUUCUUCAGGUGGAGGACAAGGAGGAGAGAAUUAUGAACAUUUUCAAAUAGCACAUAACAUACCGGCUUCUGUGAGAAAGGGAAAAAAAAAACGUCAGAAAAACCAUUUAACACCCUCAACUCCCAUUUUGUAUGUGAUGGGUUCACUCUGAACACAGCCACAUUCCAGUUUAGGAGGGUGUGCACAGUUGUGCAAACACAUCAGUUUAUUUGAUUUCCAAAUGAAUUUUACAGCAGUUGAGUUGUAGAUAGUAACGGCCACGUGACUGGUGGAAUGUUUUGAAAUAAUUUGUCAUAAUCUCCAUUUUUAUAUGACAAAAUCCUAGCAUUUGAGCAGCUGUGUAUGGGCAAUCUUCUACCUACUGUCAAUGAAAAGUUCAAACAACAGUAUACUCUCAUGGAAAACUUGGAAAGGGAGUUGGAUGAGCACACAGAAAAUAUUUCUGGGCAAUCUAGACGGCACAAAUAUGCUCAUUAUUUUCCCUCCAUGUUCUAUGUUUUAGAAUCACUCAGCAUUCACAGCAAAUUCCAAUUCCAAUUGUUGAAGUGAUAAAACGAUGGAGGUGUCCUACCUCGUUUGAAAUGGCCUUUGAACAAAAGGGGGCAGUGCACAAAAAACAAAGAAAAGGCCACCUCCUGCUUAUUCGAAGUGACCUCUGUGUUGUGUGUCGUAC